This is a messenger RNA of Cavia porcellus (domestic guinea pig), 5134 nucleotides long. RefSeq names its product C-type lectin domain containing 17A (gene Clec17a). The record is from RefSeq and is a predicted model, not a curated record. Lineage: Eukaryota; Metazoa; Chordata; Mammalia; Rodentia; Caviidae. The transcript has 11 exons. Bases 132 to 1235 code for a protein of 367 amino acids.
CGGGAGGGUUCCUACUCAAGAUGCAUUUGCAUGUACUUGACUUUUAAAGAAAAAAGGAACUGAGAGAGUCCCUAGACUCGUGAGAAGGGACCACAGUGGGCACUGUGGGUCCUGGCUGUGUCCUACUCCUCAUGCCCCCUGCAGCCAUGCACGGCCUAUACCGCAACACCCAGCGCCCAGGCCUAUCAGGGAGCACCAAGGAGGAAGAGGAAGAGGAAGAUGGAGAUGACUACGAGAACACAGCGCCACCCUACAAGGACCUUCCUCCCAAGCCAGGCUCAGUGGCUCCACCAAGGCCCCCUAAGGCAGGGAGGACCGCGGAGCAACCCCCGCUUCCUCGCAAGCCUGAGAAGACCGCAGCCCUAGGUCUGCCCAGCGUCCCCGCUCCGGCUCGCCCCUUGGGUGAGCGGUGGAAAACCCCGCAACUGCAGGAGCGGGGCGCCAGUCUGGGGAGGCGGGGCCCCUCGGCAGCCCCUGGACGGAGCUCUACCCUCCUCCCACAAGGUGUCGCGCAUCCGGAGCCCCCUACGCCCUCCCCGCCAACCCCCGCUGCGCCCUGGACCGGUCGACAGCUGGGGGGCUGCGAGUGUCCCCGGAAGCAGAGGCUGCUGUGCCUGUUGCUGGCGGGGACCGCGCUGCUGCUGUGCUGCGUCAGCCUGAACGUGGUGGCGCUGCUCAAGUGCCAGGAGGUGGUGGAGGCCCUGCGGACCACGACGGAGAAGCAGCGGGCGUGGCAGGAGUGGGUGACUGGCAUGGAGGGGCUGGCAGGCCUGAAGAAGGAAAUUGACCAUGUGAGAGCUGACACGAACCAGUCCCUGAUGGAGCUUCAGGGCUUAUUAGAGUGCUCCAAGGUCACCUGCCCCGAUGACUGGCUGCCCUUUGAGGGCAGGUGCUACUACUUCUCCCCGAACACCAGGUCGUGGGAUGAUGCCCGCCGCUUCUGCCAGGAGAACUACUCACAUUUGGUUAUCAUCGACAGCCCUGCUGAGCACGAUUUCGUGGCCAAGGCUCAUGGCUCCCCACGGGUUUACUGGCUGGGGCUGAGUGACAAGGACCGAGAAGGGGACUGGAGGUGGCUGGACGGCUCUCCUGUCACAUUAAGUUUCUGGGACCCACAAGAACCCAACAACCUCCAGGAGGAGGACUGCGGCAGUAUGACCAAAGGUGGCACCUGGAACGAUCUCUCCUGUGGCAAAACCACAUACUGGAUCUGUGAGCGGAAAUGUUCAUGCUGAACCGGUGCUGGGUGAGGCUCCCUCCGAGGUCGGCACUGCCUCUGGGUGAGCUCACAUUGCCAGUCCAUCUGGCUUGGCCCAUGGGGAGCUAGCGGCUAUGGGGUCUGGGCACGCACCACAUUCCCCAGAUUCCUGACCCUGGCUCCCGAGAGGCUGUGGUGAUCUGGGAUCUGGAUCUCUUUGCUGUAUCUGGCCGACACAUUCAAGCUUCCUUAAACCGUGACAAGAUGGAACUGGAACCAGGCUCCUUCGCGGCCUCUUUGGCGAGGAGCAACUUUUGAGCGGUGGCUGGGGUACAGUAACCAUGUUCUUCACGUCCUGUGGGACAUUUGACAAGUGAGGUGACAGAUCGUGCCUCUGCCAAGUUCUUUCCUUUUCUUUUUGAACUCAAGGUCUUUCUGUGUAGUUCAGGCUGGCCCUGAACUCACUGUGUACCUCUGGCUGGCCUUCAACACAUGACUGUCCCCCUGCCUCAGCCUCCCAAGUGCCGGGUUUACAGGCAUGUGCCACGAUGGCGGUGGCUUGACCUGCAGAAUUCCGAGAAAGGCAGAUCAACUGAAAAGCGGGACUUUCACAGUGGACCGGCCGUGCCAUACCUCGGUCAGGCCCGCAGACGAGGGCGGAGGCUCCUGCUGACCUGUGCCCUUGAGCUGUGGGCUGUAAACUGUGGGAUGAGGUUGUUGUCGCUUCACACCUGUGUGGACCUUCUCGGCUGUUAGCUCUUGCAGCGUUAGUGCUCCUCAAAGGUCACACUUCCCUAUGGGGUGCUGGCCACUGUAUUGAUAUGAUAGGGCUGCCACCACUAAGGCCUUUUUCCGUAUGUGUGAUACUGGGAUUGGACCCAGUCCCUUAGCGCUGAAUCACACAUCCAGCCACACACCUCGAUUUUGAAGCAGGGUCUCACUAGGUUUCUAAGUCACCCAGGUUGAGCUUGGAUUUGCAGUCCUCCUGCCCCAACCUCCCAGAGUGCCAGGACUAUAAAUGUGUGUUGCAACACCUGCCCUUAACGAUCUAUUUAAAGACCCUGUCUCCACAUGUACAUUCUGAGGUACUGGGGGCCAAGACCCGAAUAUACUUUGACUCCAGAAAAGCCACUAAGCACCCUUGAUCAUUAUAACAAACAAUAAUAUCCAGAGGCCAGGUGCCAUAUCCAGCCAAGCACACACAGCCUGGCUUGGCAGUCCCAUUGCACAGUGUCUGAAUUUUGUCCAACGAUGGACAGAAUUUCCCCAGUUAGACCAAUUUGUUAAUCAGGGUGUCCUUACCUAAUCGCAGACUCGUUCCUGCCUAUGGGAAAGAGGCUCAGUGGUCACAGCGGGGGCUGUAGGGGGUGUUGCAGCUCACACCGCUUCCUGUUCCCUUGGUUUUGUCUCCUUUUGUGCCCACCCCAUCACGACCCCAAAGUCCCCAUACAGUCCGCAGCCUGUGGAGUGUGUGGUGUCCUGUUCUUGGCCCUUCACCCAGGGGACCGCUGUUCCUAGCAAGCAUGUGUCUUGGGUCAGGGCAAGUUCCACAUCUCAGAAGAGGAAACAUCAUUGUCUCAAAAAUAAGUGCUGAGCAGGGGCUGGGGAUUUGGCUCAGCGGCAUAAGCGCCUGUCUGACAGCGCUAGGUCAUGAGUUCAAACCCUGAACCAAAACAAGCAAAAAACCUAAUGUAUAAAAAAUGUGCAUUUAAUAAAAAAGUGCCCGGGGAUUUAACUCAGUGGUUCAAGGGCUUGCUUGAUAAGCACAAAGUCAUGAGUUCGAAAAACAAAACAACAAACAAACCAAGUGCUGAGAGUGUAGAUGCAGGGUUGUGGUUGGGCUUCUGAGCCCUGUCUGAGGUCCUAGCAGAGCUGGUGCUGACCUGUCACCUGCUGCGUCUCUGCCCAUUGUCUAAUUGAAGAUGGGGAGAUCCGAUGGGCAUCCCUUUACACUUGGGGUCCAGAGGACUUCUCGGUGGAUAUGGAGAGUAAUACCAAUGUGCUAGGUAGAUGGCGUGAUUCUCAUUUAAUCUUUGCCACGACUGAGUAAUUUUGAAAGAACUUACUAGCCCCAUUUUAUUACAGUCUUUUAUUUAUUUAUUUUUUUUGCCGGUACCAGGGAUCGAACUCAUGACCACGUGCUUGCAAGGCAGGCACUUAUGCCGCUGAGCUAAGUCUCCAGCCCCACUAGCCUCAUUUUAUACCUGGGGAAACAGGCCCAGAGGGUCCUUGUGGCCUGUCUGUUGUCAUUCUGUGGAUAAAUGACACAUUUAGGAUUUGCACUGUCUGUGCCCUGAGUGUUCAGUUUCUUUCUGCAGCAUCUGCUGCCCUUCAAGGGAUUGGCUGCAAAUUUGAUUUUCUCUGAUUUUUUUUUUUUUGUCUUUUUGACAAAGUGGUCUUGAACUCACUUUGUAGAACAGGCCGGUCCCCACUUCCAGUGAUCCUCCUGACUCAGCCUCCUAAGUGCUGGGAUUACAGAUGUGCACUACCAUGGCCAGCAUGUUUUCUGAUCUUGAAGCUCUGCCCCAACCAGCUAUUUUAGAGAAGAAACAGGGUCAUGUGUUAGAAACAGGUGUGAAUUGAGAUCUGGGUCUGUUGCUGAAUCUCUUUGUGGCUUUUCUGGGGCACAUCUGUAAUCCCAGAAUGGGGAGGCUGAGGCUGGAGGAUCACUGCAAGUUCAAGGCCAAUCUGGGUUACAUAAUGAAUUUAAGGCCAGCCUGAACUACAUAUCGAGAGCCUGACUCAAACAAAAACAAUGGCUGAGUUGUACUCCACUAUGUAUAUAUGCAUUUUCUUUGUCCAUUUGUUGGGGGGGUUCUGUAAGCAAAGGGAAAACAAAGGGUCGCACACACUAAAGGUCAGCAAAAUGGCUGCCACCUGGCCAGCCUAAGCAAGCAGCUUUUAUUGAGAUAUAGAACAAAGAAACUCAAAUUGCGCAUGCUCAGAUUAUAUAGCUUGUUUGCUUCUUGACCUUACAGGACCUGUUUUUACCCUGAGGUGGGGGUUCUUGCACUUUUCCCAUAACACUGUUGGCUGGAUGUGUCCGGGACAAAAUGGAGUCACUGUGGUCAAUGUACGUCUGUUCAUCUGUUGAUGGGCAUACAGGCCAUUCCCAGGAUUUAGCUGUUAUACAUUUUGCCUUCCCAAAAUUUUUUAAAAGGAGAAUUAAAAUUAUGUCACUCAAAGUAAAAUUUGAACAGAAGGGUUAGAUAUAAAGUGGUGACAAUUUUCAAGAAAGGGGACCCAAAGACAAAGAGCUUGAGGAAUUUCAGAAAAAAAGGAGAAUAAAGAAACACAGAGAGGGGGCUGGGGAUUUAGCUCAACGGCAUAAGUGCCUGCCUUGCAAGCAGGCAGUCGUGAGUUUGAUCCCCGGUACCAAUAAAAAGGAAAAAGACAAAAAAAAAAAAAAAAAGUUAAAAAAAGAAACACAGAGAGAGGGUAAUUAACCCCCAAAAUACCAUAACUUCCUCAAGCUGAAAAACAUGAGUUUCCACACCAAAUAGAGAUGUAUUGAGUAGACUAUUGUGAAAUUUUGGAACCUGUAUUAGAGAAGACACUGUCUUCCUGUUUUUCUAUAAUUCAUAGUAUUGAAUGAGUAAUACGGGUGAUGUAAAUAUGACGUGAUCAAAAAAUGAGAGAAAUGUUUAAAUAAAAAGUAAAAAAUUAUUACAGUGAAAGGCAUUUUGCCACUAAUCCCCUCUCAAUUUGAAUACAUUUAUCCCAUCAUUUUUUGUGUUGGGAAUUGAACUCAGGAUCUUGCACUUGCCAGGAAGGCGCUGUGCUGCCCAGCUGCACCCCCGGCCUGUUCCUGCCACUUUCUGACACUGUUCUGGAAGUCAUCUUUUGUGACAUCUUUGCAUGGCUGUCUUAUGGUCCUGAGUCAAUUCAGUGUUUCUAUCAAUUUCUGUCAAGUAAAAACAUUUUAGUGUGUCUUCA